UCUACGUCACUGCCGGGCAUGCGUGACCAAACAACAUGGCGGCGCCCUUGGUGACUCGUGGGUAAAACCUAUCCGAGGUGGAGGGAGAUUUUAUGCUGUGCAACCACAUGGAUGCUUGUAGCCAUCGAGAGAUGCGUCGCCGCCACCGGAUUCAGCCUGGGGGAGUUUGCCGCCCUGGUGUUCGCGGGGGCGCUGGAUUUCGCCGAAGCUCUGUACGCAGUAAAGGUCCGCGCCGAGGCCAUGCAGGAGGCGUCGGACAGGAUCCCGAGUGGAAUGAUGGCGGUCCUUGGGAAGGCGCAGGCUAAAUACGGCUACGCCUGUCUGAUGGCCCGGGAGCACUGUGAGAGUCUGGGGAUAGAGAGCCCGGUGUGCUCCAUUUCCAGCUACCUUUUCCCAGAUGGCAGAGUGAUCGCAGGGCAUCUCCAGGCACUGGAAUUCUUGCAGAAGAAUUCGAGGAAGUUCAGCUUCCUGCGCACAAAGCUGCUGCCUGUAAGCGGCGCGUUUCACACCGCGCUGAUGGAGCCGGCCGUCGAGCCCCUGAGGGAGGUCUUGAAGAAAGUGGAAAUAAGGAAGCCGGAGAUAUCCGUGUACUCCAACGUCGAUGCCAAGAAGUACAUGCACGGCCAGCACAUCCGGCGCCUGCUGCUGAAGCAGCUGGUGUCCCCGGUCAAGUGGGAGCAGACGGUGCACGCCAUCUACGAGAGGAGGCAGGGCGCCGAGUUCCCCGAGACGUACGAAGUGGGCCCGGGAAGGCAGCUGGGAUCUGCGCUGCAGAAGUGCAAUCUGAAAGCCUGGCAGGGUUACAGGCACAUCGAUGUUGUAAUGUGACCUUCCCGCCCGACACUGGGAGAGCUCCUUUCCUUUACCCGGAUCGGUUUUGUUUUGUUUUUUUUCCAAAUCCUCCAAUCCUCUUGAAAAGGAUCUACAAGCGUAGGUCCCCGAUGGGUGUCAUUUAAUUACAUUUUACCAUGUUAAGUUUUAUGAUCAUUGCUAAAUGAAUUAAUAAUAGUAUUAGUUUCUUGUAUAUAAAAGCUGUUCUUAGAAAAGCUC
Messenger RNA from Lepisosteus oculatus (spotted gar), 1050 nucleotides. The record is from RefSeq and is a predicted model, not a curated record. NCBI's taxonomy places the organism in Eukaryota, Metazoa, Chordata, Actinopteri, Semionotiformes, Lepisosteidae.